AUGGGGGGAGAGGAUGGCUGGACAAGGGUGAAUGGUGGCCGGAAAAAAGCGUUCAACAAAAGGGUGAAUUCUAACGAGGUCACCUCAUAUUUUUUUACAAAUUUUCCGGAUGACUUCAAAGCCAAGAACAUGUGGGGGGUAUUUUCUUACUGGGGGAGAGUUCAGGAGGUUUUUAUUCCAACUAAAACAGACAGGAAUGGGCAGAGGUUCGGUUUCGUCAGAUUCUUUGAUGUCCAUGAUCCUAGUGGGUUUGGUAGAAGACUCGAUCAGAUCUUCAUUGGAAGCACGAAAUUGUUUGUCAACCUUCCCAGGUUCAUUGGCUAUCCAAGAUCUCAAGGGAAGGCUUCUGCAAAACCUAGGGCAGCAAAUGAAGUCUCAAGGACCGAUUCACCAAGAAACACAAACUUGUCCCAUAGCAACCACGGGAUCAGUACGCAAAAGUCUUAUGCGGAUGCUGUGGCAAAUGGUCGAACCCGGUCAGAAAUUCCUCCUGGUGGAUCUGGGAAACAGACGGAGGCUAUAGGCCAUCUGCCGGUGGAUGAUACAGUUGAUGAAUGGCUGGCAAAGAGUUGGGUUGGGCGACUGAAACAGACAGAGAUGAGCCAAAACAUCCAGGAAACUUUACUGGUUGGUGGCUUCCAUUCUGUUCGAGCUCGCUAUAUGGGGGAUGAUUUGGUCCUCCUCUCAAGUGAUCCAGGUGUGUGUUGGGACGACAUUGUUAAGGGUUCAGAGGAUUGGUUGGCUAAUAUUUUUGAAUCCAUAAACCCUUGGAGUCCCUCAAUAGUGAUGCAAUCACGUGUGGUCUGGAUUCGGUGCUAUGGCAUUCCAUUGCAUCUUUGGAAGAGAAGGUCGUUUGACAAGCUGAUUUCCCCUUUAGGGGAGGUACUUGAGCUAGACGCUGCAACUUCAGAGAUGGACAGGGUAGAGUUUGCCCGUAUGAAAAUUCGUACUACAAGAAUGGGGACAUUUAGUGACGUGUGGGAUAUGACAAUUAACAAGAUCACUUAUGGAAUUCGAAUUGUUGAGGAAAUGCCUCAGUUGCAUCAGCCAUGCAAUUGCUCUCAUGCAGAUUCAGAAAACGAUGGAAGUGAAUCGACAGUUUGGUCUUUUGAUGGGUCUGAAAAUGUUAAAGCGACAGAAGAUCUGGAGGAUUAA
Lotus japonicus is the source of this 1155-nucleotide messenger RNA. RefSeq lists its product as uncharacterized. The record is from RefSeq and is a predicted model, not a curated record. Bases 1 to 1155 code for a protein of 384 amino acids. The transcript has a single exon. Gene Ontology annotation, molecular function: RNA binding. Lineage: Eukaryota; Viridiplantae; Streptophyta; Magnoliopsida; Fabales; Fabaceae.